AUGUUGACACCCAUUCCUCUCGAUGUUGAUGUUGGCAACAUCGACAUCAUUUCGCAAUGUCGACGUCGGAAUGUUGGUAACUACGAACCCUGGCAUCGUCACGAGGGAGAGCGAGGGAAGGUCGAUCCGCGCUCGGAAGCUUUUCUUCAGAAACUGCUGAACCUGGAAGCAGCCGAGAAUGUGACGAAUGACAGCCGCAAUGAUAUUAUCGGAGUCAACGUAGCAGCUGGAUCUGACAUUACAGCUGUCACCCUAAGCGUAGCAUUUUACUAUUUGGAUAAAUCUCCGGAAAAGAUGACAAAGCUAUGCGAGGAGAUCAGUACAGCUGAAAAAGAAGGGUGA
Rhinocladiella mackenziei CBS 650.93 is the source of this 342-nucleotide messenger RNA. RefSeq lists its product as uncharacterized. NCBI's taxonomy places the organism in Eukaryota, Fungi, Ascomycota, Eurotiomycetes, Chaetothyriales, Herpotrichiellaceae. The transcript has a single exon. Gene Ontology annotation, molecular function: oxidoreductase activity, acting on paired donors, with incorporation or reduction of molecular oxygen; monooxygenase activity; heme binding. The record is from RefSeq and is a predicted model, not a curated record. The coding region runs from base 1 to 342 and encodes 113 amino acids.